AUGAUAGCAGAGGCCACUGACAUUCCAAUGGAGGGCAUAAAGUUUUAUAGGGAUAGAAAAAUCUUUGAUGCUAGUGUGAAGAAGUUCCCGAAGAUUGAGGAGGAAAGGGCUAAGUUGGUGAAGGGCAGUCACACCUACUUUUCACCUAAGAUGAAUAUUGCAGAGAUUUCUGACUCGGAUGAAGAUUUUGACGAGUCGGAAGAGGAAGAAGGUGAUGGCUAUGAUAAGGAAGUAGAGACUGAAGAUGACCCCCAAAUGGUAGAUUCCACAACCUUUGAUACCAACCACUCUACUUUUGCCUAUAUCUUGGUGGACAUUGACAUUUCCAAGACUCUAAUUGAUGCAGAGCCCCAGGGUUCUAUCCCCCCAAUGCUCUCAAUGGCUGUAGGAGACUCACUAGGCCAAAUUGGUCCAACUAUGGUUGGAACUCUUCCCAAUGCAAAUGUGACUAAAAAUGGUGAGAAGCUUGAAGAGAAACAAGCAAGAUUAUAUUUCCAGCAGCUGAUCUGCGCAUUACAAUACUGUCACAAGAAGGGAAUGUUUCACAGAGAUCUGAAAACAGACGAUCUGUUAAUAGACAGUAAUGGCGCUCUAAAGGUCUCUGACUUUGGUCUAUGUGCGUUACAGACAAAAGAAGAAAUGGACAGAAAAUUAUUACAGAAGACAAUGUGUGGGACUCUUUCCUACGUUGCUCCAGAGAUGUUUUACAACGAAGGUUAUGAUAGUGCAAAGACAGAUAUAUGGGCAUGUGGUAUUCUUUUGUACACUAUUUUGACGGAAGUUCUUCCAUUUGAGAAUGCUAAUAAACCACAGCUUUUGAGACAAAUCAUGGCUGCUAAUUUUAGUUGUCCUGAUUGGCUUAGUGAAGAAGUGCGGGCUAUCUUACAUGAGAUUCUUGAGCCCGAACCUCGAAAGAGGAUUACCAUAAUGGAGCUCAAAUGGUUCAAAGAAAGUUAG
Molecule: messenger RNA, 957 nt
Organism: Cryptomeria japonica (Japanese cedar)
Lineage: Eukaryota; Viridiplantae; Streptophyta; Pinopsida; Cupressales; Cupressaceae
Product: CBL-interacting serine/threonine-protein kinase 23-like
Exons: 5
Coding region: 1-957 (318 amino acids)
Biological process (GO): protein phosphorylation
Molecular function (GO): ATP binding; protein kinase activity
Source: RefSeq, a predicted model, not a curated record